Messenger RNA from Vitrella brassicaformis, 1528 nucleotides. Lineage: Eukaryota; Vitrellaceae. The record is from the annotation of a GenBank genome assembly.
GUGUCGGCUUCUGUGUCUGCUGCUGCUUCUGCUGCUGCCGGCCUCCUUCACGCUCAGCCGUUGCCGUCCUCCGCCCACCAAGAAGGAACGCUCAACAUGCCCACUCACCCCCGCCCACCGCACCGCCCCCCAUUCCGACCACCCACACCCUUCGCGUCACACCGCCCUGCUGUCGUGCCCUUCGCCAAUGCGCCGAUCGCUCUGCGGCCUCGAUCCUCGCUUGGCCCCGGCGUGGGCCGCCCCGCACUCACCCCAGCACAACCCUCACCACCACCACCAGCAUCAGCAGGGGCGUCAGCAUCACCGGCAGUGGUGGAGCUGCCACCGAGGGACGGGCCGUCGCCGGUCGGAGGGAUACGGGAUGAGGUAUGCACGCAUACACGGGCCGAAAAGAAAUGGCCCGCAUUCAUUCAUGGAUGCGUUUCUUGCGUCGUGAUGCAGGAGUGUGUGGGCCCGGCGUCGGCCGAGUUGCAGUCUCUGCACACGAUGCUCAGGAGCUUGGCGACUGCGUCUGGUCCUGUACAGGCUACCGGCUCCAACGCGGCACUGGAUCAGAUGGGCCUCACGAUAGGUAAGCCAAAGCCAAGCCGGCGGUGCGAUGAGCUGUCUCAUACCCUCCCUGUCCCGGUGUCUGUGCAGCUGGCAUGGCGGAGAGGUGCACGCUCACGGGGCAUCAGAACCUGGUACAUAGAGCAAUAGUAAUCCAAUCAACACAUGCAGCCCUCGGCCCGCCAUCUCUGUGUCGAUGUGUGGUUCACUCACUGCAGACUGGCGCGGCCACGGCAGCCAUCGCCGCGCCAUCGAACGUGCCUGUAAGCAGAUGGAUGAAGGCCUAAUUGAUGCAUCCAAAGAUGUCGUUCGUCGUCGAUCGAUGUGUGCAUCGGUCUGUGCCUCAGGUGGCAGCACCGGUGUCUGCUUCUGCUCCCGGCUUCUCAUUCUCCCCUAUGCCGUACCAGGCCCCUCACCUCCGCCCGCCAGCCUUCACAUAUCACCACACUGCUGCCAUGCCGCACCCGCCGUCGGCACCGCCUCCUGCAGUGGUCCUCCCCGCCCCAUCCCCAGCCGCAGCACAUGUGAGAGUGAUGCCAAACCAAGUACCACUGCAGUACCCGACGCAUCACGGCAUCCCCGGGCCGGGGGGGCACCCGAUGCCGCCGCCGGGCAACACAGCUGGGCGGACCACCAGAGGGGCGUGCCCGUGGGCGACGCAUGGCAGAAUUGGACAGGGGGACGUGCAGUGACAGGGGUGAGGCGACUCACUCACUGACUGACUGACUGACUGACUGAUCGGGUGGGGGGUGGAGAGAAAGAGGCUAUACGUAGACACUCAUGUUGGUAGCUAUGACAGGGUGAAUUGGAUGGAUGGAUGGACUCAUGAGUCAGAAUUGGACCUUCCUCGCAUAGAUUGACUGACUCAUUGACUGACUGACUGACUGCCUGGCUGAUCGAGUUGCCAGCACCGCACGCAGGCUGACUGACUGGGUGGUUGGGUGGGGUCUCCACCAGCAUGAAUGUCUGUCUACGUCGG